Molecule: messenger RNA, 1758 nt
Organism: Exophiala spinifera
Lineage: Eukaryota; Fungi; Ascomycota; Eurotiomycetes; Chaetothyriales; Herpotrichiellaceae
Exons: 1
Coding region: 1-1758 (585 amino acids)
Source: RefSeq, a predicted model, not a curated record
AUGCCCGAGCAAAACUUCCUCUUUAUCCACAAAGACGCUGGAUCGAGAUCGCUAUCUCGCAGCUACGACGAGGAGCGUCACAACCUCCGCCGCCAUGUCCGCCUCAAUCGACCCGCGCCGACUCCCGCCAAAGCAAAGCGCGGUUUCGCACUCGCCAGCGGGAAAUGGGCCAGAUUGAUGCCCAAGACACCCGUGCCGGCACCUGACGUCGCUCUACACCCCGCUCCUCCACCAGCGCUCGCGCCCGACGAAGAUUUCCAGGGUGAAGAAGACCAAAUCAGAGCGAAACCCAGGACCAAGCCCAAGACCAAGCCCAAGCUAGGAACCGAAUCUGAGGACUUCAAGGCUGAAAAAGACCAGAUUCAAGUCCGAGCAAAGUCCGGCGCAGAGCUGGGGACCGAAUGUGCGCUCUCGAUGAUCAAUGGCAACGCGACCGACCCGUUCGGCACGAGCAGCGUGACCAUCGACCGCAGCGUCCACCGCCUACUCCAGUACUUUCUCAACGUGUCGCAUCCGCGCAACUGGCACGCCGAAGUUCGCGCAUCCAAGGGAGAGUACAGGUUCCGACACUUUGCGCGCGGGCGCAUCAUAAAUUGUCUAAGGAAUGAAUCUAGCAUGUACGCCCUGCUCGCCUCGAGCGCGAGCCAAAUACACUACUUUGAAGGGACCACGCCGCCCGUGGACCCGGGCACCUUGAUUGGGAAAGCACUCCACGCAACGAGGGAGCGGGUCUCCCAGACUAUGACCAGCGACAACAACGACCACAAUAACAACCACGACGACAACCACCCCACGGUCGUCGACAUAGACCUGGUCUUCGACAUCCACGCACUUGCGAAUGCAGAUUUCUUUCGCUUUGACCUCCACGCGGCAAGGAUUCAUAUCCGGGUCGUGGCGCAACUGAUCCACCAGCUCGGCGGGACGGGUGCUCUGGACCGCGCGUGGAGAGAAUGGUUCAUAGCCGGCGACGAGUUCAUAGCGGCCGAGGUGUUUGAGAAGCCCUUUUUCCACCACAGUAUUUGUGAUCCGGGAUCUUUGCGCGAGGCCGGCUUUGACUCGCGUCCGGGUUCUUCGGCUGCACGGCAACACGUCUACGAAGCCACGAUACUGGACAACACCGAUGCUUUCGUGAACAAUCCGGACCUGAGGGCGUCAGCUAUCGACAUCAUCGAAGUAGCGCAGGAGAUGCAGUGGCAGGCGAAGAUUGCCCAGACGGAUGGAUCGAAACUGCCACAAGAGCGUGUGCGGUGGCGCCACCUCCGUGCUGGGGCGCUCCGGAGCCGACUCCUCCAUCUGGACUCGGCAGACGAGGAAGCGGAGGUGACGCGUCUGGCUCUCUUGACCUGGAUGUACAUGGUUACGACUGUCGUCGGGCGCCGGAGGACAAUGAAAGUCAUAGCCUCGCGACUAUAUCUGACGUUGAGAGCCAGGUUCAGAUCCAGCGGCACUUGCAGUGUCACUGGUGGCGGCGGCAAUGUCGCACGCAACGGCGACAGCUUUCUCCUGUGGGCGCUGUUGACAGGUGCAUGUGCUUCGGAAGGCGAUCGAGGACUGAGGAAAUGGUACUGGGACGCCCUGAGCUCAUCGUAUAGUCUGGCGUCGAAGGCAGAAGGGAAAGAGUUGACUGCAAGUGUGGUCUUCAAGUUGGUCGGUCAAUUCUUGUAUUGUCCUGACGUGCAAAGACCGACGAUAGAGGACUUGUUGAGGGAAAAUGCCGUCGUCGGUGUGGGCGUAGGAGAUACAUCGAAUCCCAUUUGA